GCACUGGCCCAACAUCCUUGCCCUCGCCUCAAGCAGCUGGCAUCGAGUCAAAACUCAUUUUGCUUGGAACUUGAAAUUGACUCACUCCAAAAUGAGCAUCAAACUGAACGCUGAGACGUUGCGAGAGUUUCGCGUGGCCAAGAUCUUCGAGGAGUCGUGUGAGCUGAAGCAUUCCAUGUGCUUCUCGCAGGACGGACGCCAUCUGCUAGUAUGCGAUCAUCACUAUUUGCUGGUCAUCGACUGCAGCAGCCUGCGGCAGCUGUCCUUGGUCAACUUGCAGCAUUAUCGACCCAAACUGGCUUGCUUUACCCAGCGAAAUGAUCGACUACUGCAUAGCUCAUCGAAGGAGGACUAUCUCAUACGAUACUUGGACUUGAUCAGUCAUCAGUACCUGAGGUACUUCAAGGGCCACAAGAGGGCGCUGCGUGGCCUAUGCUUUCAGCCAGGUAGUGCACAUCACUUCUUGAGCGCUGGCUGGGAUGAUCGCGUGCUGAUGUGGGAUCUGCGCUGUGAGCGCUACACAGAGAAGUUGAAGCACUUGCAGCGCCCGCUGGUUGCCUUCGAUCCGUCCGGCUUGGUCUGCGCCACGAGCCACAAUGCGCAGCGCAUUGAGAUUUACGACGUGCGCAAGAUGGGCAGCAAGCCGUGCCAGAAAUUCGACUACCAGCCGACCGAGGGGGCCAAGUGGACGCAGCUGCAGUUCGCGCCCGACGGCCAGAGCCUGCUGGUCAGCACCGACUCCGGCUGCUGCUUCAGCGUGGAUGCGUUCAACGGGCGCCUCGGGCAGACGUAUGGAAGCUAUGCGAACCGGGAUCAGCUGCCGCUGCAGGCCUGCUACACCCCCGACUCGCAGCACGUGCUGGCCGGCGCGGAUCGGGGGCGCGUUCAUGUGUGGCACGCCGCCAGCGGGCAGCUGAUGGCCGUGCUGCACAGCAGGUGCAGGGAGGCGGUGUACUGCCUGCAGUUCCAUCCCCACUGCAGCAUGCUCGCCAGCAGCGAUGAGAGCACGCGCAUCUGGCUGCCGGACAAGCGUGAGGUGCAGCAAAUUGUUGUGGAGCAGGAGUCGGACGAGGACCAGGAGCUGCCCGUUAUUGAUUUGACUAGCGACGACUUUGAUUUCAAUAAAAUCAACAUAAAGUGGCCAAAGCCCAUACUGCUACCCCGCUCACCCUCGCCAGUCCCCGUGAGUCGCUGGCGCAGGAGGCGACUCCCACGGAUCCCAAUAGCCGACGUUCAGUAUGAGUCAGAGAGUCUGGAAGAGGGCGAAAUACCUUGAUCCACACACACACACGCGCACACACAUACAGUCCCCAUCCAUCACAGUCGGACAUUGAAAGUUCCAGUGGCAUUUCAAUUGCACUUGGCCAGAAGGACUUUGGCCAAAAGGACACCCACAGCUGGAGUCCAACAGAACUCGAGCAAAUUGCACAGCUGGCUGCAGCCGAGGCAAACUUUCCAUUUACUUGCCACGCCAAAAGAAGAAUAAAAACACAUUAUUUGUUGUCUUUUUAAUAUUAAUGAAA
Messenger RNA from Drosophila mojavensis, 1523 nucleotides. Its product is annotated as WD repeat-containing protein 82. The transcript is spliced from 2 exons. The record is from RefSeq and is a predicted model, not a curated record. Gene Ontology annotation, cellular component: Set1C/COMPASS complex. Gene Ontology annotation, molecular function: protein binding; chromatin binding. NCBI's taxonomy places the organism in Eukaryota, Metazoa, Arthropoda, Insecta, Diptera, Drosophilidae. The coding region runs from base 92 to 1276 and encodes 394 amino acids.